GCGCUCUUCGUCUCCACAGCCUCGUCUCCAGAAGCAUGUCCCCAGACAUGCAGCAGCCACAGUGCGAUGAAGCGGACCAAAGGACACCAGCUGCAUGACCGGAUGAAAGCAGUGGCCAUGGCGAUCAACCAUGAGGCCGGAGCUUAACAUUCCCAUCGGUGCCACAUUGAACACACUCUCCGAAUAUGUCAUCCAAGUGUGAGAAAGCCCAACGGACUGCUUAGCACCUGCUGUGCCAUCUGAGUAGGAGGCGGCAACAAAAGACCAAAUGCCAUGGAUGUAUUCAAUUUCACCUCCUGGAAUGCCUCCGAAGGCAACGACACAGAAGUUGUGGCAGAGAGCGAGAGUGCCUACAAGACUGUGGAGGUGGUGUUCAUCGUGCUGGUGGCCGGCUCCCUCAGCUUGGUCACAGUCAUCGGAAACAUCCUGGUCAUGCUUUCCAUCAAGGUCAACCGGAACUUACAGACCGUCAACAACUAUUUUUUAUUCAGCCUCGCAUGUGCUGACCUCAUUAUCGGACUGUGCUCCAUGAACUUGUACACGGUCUACAUAGUGAUCGGCUACUGGCCGCUAGGGCCAGUGGUGUGCGACCUGUGGUUGGCCCUGGACUACGUUGUCAGCAAUGCAUCCGUCAUGAAUCUCCUCAUCAUAAGCUUUGACAGAUAUUUCUGUGUCACCAAGCCCCUCAGCUAUCCUGUCAAACGGACCACCAAGAUGGCAGGAAUGAUGAUUGCCGCUGCCUGGGUCCUGUCUUUCAUCCUCUGGGCGCCUGCCAUUCUCUUCUGGCAGUUUAUUGUUGGAGGGCGGACAGUUCCCGAGAAGGAGUGCUACAUCCAAUUCUUUUCCAACGCUGCUGUCACGUUUGGCACCGCCAUCGCCGCCUUUUACCUGCCUGUCAUCAUCAUGAUUCAGCUCUACUGGCAGAUCUCCAGAGCGAGCAAGAGUCGCGUGAAGAAGGAUAAUCGCAAACCGUCCGGAGCCAACCCAGAACCAGUGUCGUCUGGUCCGAGGGGGAACAACACGCCGAAACCCAACAACAACAAUGUGCCAGGGGAUGACGCGGGGCAUUCCCAGAGCCAGAAUGCUAAUGCGGGGGCCAACGAGCAUGAUGGGAAACUGCAGAAUGGUAAAGGGCCCUCCUCACAUGCCGAGGGAGAAACCGAGGGUGACGACGUGGUGAGGGAGAACUGCGCUCCAGGAGAAGAGAAGGAGAGCUCCAAUGACUCAACGUCCGGCAGCGCAGCCGUGUCCAAUCAGAAGGACGAGGAGGCGGUGCCGUCCACCGCCAACUCCAGCCUGGAGACGAGUCAACUGCCCCCGCGUCAGCGAGCCAAGGCCGGGGCUUCCAAGCUGACCUGCAUCAAGAUCAAGACUAAGUCGCCCAAGGGCGACUGCUACACGGCCUCCAACGCCACCGUGGAGAUUGUGCCGGCCACGGAGCGGCAGAACCACGUGGCGAGAAAGAUCGUGAAGAUGACGAAGCAGCCGCCCAACAAGAAGAAGAAGGCGGCGCCGUCACGGGAGAAGAAAGUGACGCGCACCAUCAUGGCUAUCCUGGUAGCGUUUGUAGCCACCUGGACUCCGUACAACGUGAUGGUGCUCAUCAACACCUUCUGCUCCAGCUGCAUCCCCAACACGGUGUGGACUAUUGGUUACUGGCUGUGCUACAUCAACAGCACCAUCAACCCGGCCUGCUACGCUCUGUGCAACGUCACGUUCAAGAAGACGUUCAAACACCUGCUCCUCUGCCAGUACAAAAAUAUCAGGUCGGGCAGAUAAAUGUGGGCAAUUUAUGGGCAGAAGAGCUAAAGUAAGAGACGGGUGUAUUGGUGUGUUUGUGUGUGUGUGUGUGUGUGUGCGCCAUCCAUGUAUAUGUUUGUGUUGUCUGAGUGCAUGGUAAAGACUGCGUGUGUAUAUUUGAUAUAAUUACCCUUUCAUUCAUUCUAUCAACAGUUUUUCCUGUAUCUCUCUCAACACCCAGUUGUAGCACUCGACGCCAGUUGCGUUGACACGUGUUGGGCAGAGGUGGCGUUAAUGAGGGUCUCAGAGUCUGAAGCGAUAAAACGAGAGAGCGGUGCAACGACGAUGAGGGGAGAUCUGUGCCGUACAAGAAUCCAGAAAACUUCAACAUGGGAAAAUAGGGCUUACUGAAUUCACAAACCUCCGACGUUUGAAGUUCAGUGACGAUACCUGUACAUAAGUGUACAUACGCCGAGUAUACUCGUAUCUGUGUGUGUGUGUGUGUGUGUGUGUUCACCCAUGUGUGCCUCCUCUCUGUUUGUCUGUCUGUGAGAACCUCCCGUCAUGACACUCCCAAACUCCCAAGUCGCAUGAGAGCGAGAGGCAAAGACGUUGUUGUGAACCGCAUCGCUGUGUGCGGCAGCUCGAAGUGGAUCUCAGUCUUUAUUUACCCGCCUACGUCUGUUUCAAACAGAUGCUUCAAUCGCUCUGUUUUUAAAAAAGGUCCAAAUUCCUGCCUCCACUCUGAGACGAUUUAGAUGAAUGCAGUUCUGUUUCUUCAGAACCGUUCACAGAACAUGACUUUUGAUGAAACUCGCACACAGGAUCGUAGUUUUGCCACAAACAGGCACGUAUCCAUACAUAUGCAGCAUUUAGCCUCACAUGGACACUGAAUUAAAGGUCCAAAAUUGGCUGAAAUUGAAAUUGGAAAAAAACUAAGUUUGUUUUUUGUAGCCUUUCAUACGUACUUUAUGUUUCUACAGCAGCACACAAAAGAAGAAGAAACAUAAACCAACGAUGGAGAGCGAACCGAAGGUUUAAUUUCACUGUCCCACCAGUAGAUGUCACUAAUUCUUACAUAAUGGACAUUGAAAGGAACAGAUAAAUGUAUAUAUAUACAUAUAUAUAUAUAUAUAUAUUAUAUAUAAUAUCAAUAUCUAAUACAAAGCUGGGGCCCGGAGUUGUUGAGCUUAGAUCCUGCAAAACUAAACCAGAACGGUAACAGUUAUGGCGAUGUCACAACGACUGUGUCUAACAACCGCUGACAGGAAGUCUGUUUGUUUUACGGCGGCCGUUAAGAUUUUAUGUUUUGCUGUCGAGUUGUUCGCCGCGCCGAGGACGCGCGCCUCCCACUCACUGAGCGAGACAGGUGGUCAGAGCUCAGAGCUGAGAGAAGCAAGCCUUUGUUAAAUGUGAUCUUAUUUAACGUUAAUCCUGUGUGUGUGUGUGUGUGUGUGUGUGUGUGUGUGUGUGUGUGUGUGUGAGUGUGUGAGGUUUGGUGAGAGAUGACAUUUGAACCUGUGUGUGUGUGUGUGUGUGCGUGCGUGCACUCCAAGAGUGGAGUUUACUUGCGAUCACAGGUUUUCUACCUCGUGAUUGAAAUAAGGGCUAUUUCUGCAUCUUCACUCGUUCCACAAACUCAUUAUAAAUAAUAAAUGUGAGCUAAUUCAUUUAUACGACGACCACAUUCUCCGAUUAGACGUGUAAUGAAUGGUUGUCCUCGGUUUUAAUUAAAAAAGACACGAGGAAAAUAUGAAUUUACUGACGUGUUCCGUGUGCUCACGCGUGUCAUCCAUCAUUUCACACGUUAACACCAUUCUCACGGUGACGGUAACGCACGCUGUUCAGUCGGAGAGCCGCGAUCAAGAGGUUGCCACAGUGACCGGUGGGGGGGAGGGGGCGGGGGCGGAGCUCGAGGCGGUCUCCUUUUUAAAGAGCGACGUGGGACAGAAGCUAUAAUGAAAACUCUCCAUGAGGCUGAUCAGAUUAUAGGAACCAUGUGGAACACCUACAUUUGAGAUUAAACACGGCCCAUUACACGCUCAGCUGGUGCUUUCCUGCACCUUGUGUCCCACUUAGCACCGCGCUCGGUCCCAGUCCUUUUAUGUCUUUACGGUCCUCUAGUCUCAUUUGGGGUCGUGAAAUGUAAAUAUGAUGUACAUUUAUGCUAAUUGGCUUGUUCCAUAAUUAAUCCUGCUCUCUGUUGAGGCUUUAAUACGGAGCUACAGUUUUAUUUAGAGUUGUCCUCUGGCAACAGCUAAGCUAAAUGCUAAAUGCUACGUCCAUGUGCUCCUCUCAGACGUAUUCAGGCCUUUUGCUCAAAUGUUUGUCGCAAUAUCACGUCAUAAAUGUAAUGUUCUGGGGUCAGAGUGCAAGGAUUGAGUUACCUGAGCAAGUUAACCACACUUGAGUCUUGUACGGCUGCUGCUGAUGCUGCUGCUGCUGCUGCUGAUGCUGCUGCUGCUGCUGCUGCUGCUGCUGAUGCUGCUGCUGAUGCUGCUGCUGCUUUAAAUAAAAACAGGAGUCACAUGAAGUUGAGGUUAUUGCCAGACGAGGUCCGUUUGAAUUAUAAAAGACAAUUACACCAGAGCUUCCACAUGCAUGACUGAUAAAAAAAAGCAUCCAGGGAAUUUCACAGUGGAGCUUAAAAAAAGUGCUGAGUCAUGUGUUACACAACCAUUUCUUCAGUAAAAAAUCUGCAGAAAUUAAUGCGCAAUGGGGCGGAACAAAAAAGAGUAUCCGAGUUGAGUUCAUGAAAUCGGGUGGAGAUGGCGCCGCUGAUGAAAAAUGCUGUGUCACUUCAGCAGGGUCACACAUGCACACUAGGUCCAGGUCUUAUUGAACCUUCUGUUCAGUUUGACGCACACAGGUGCAGCAUGGGAAUGAAAUCGGUUUCAUCAGAUUUGAGUGACGCUGUCACGUCGCUUCAUUCUGAUUUAAUCAUGACCCACAAAACCCAGCCAAUAAAUACUAAUAAUAAUAAUAAUGUCUUUAAGUGAACAGUGCUGCUCGUUAGAUUAUGAGAUUUAUCGCAUUUCCAUGAUUAAUAUAUCGUAAAGUGAGUUAACCACUAUUUAUCAGAGGAGGUUAAGUCGUGUAACACUUAAAAAAGUAUAAGUUCAGCGCUUGGUCGACCGUGUGUCACGGGCGAUAAGUGGAGCCGCUUCUGUCAGACUUCUGUCACACGUCUCACUUCCAGAAUAUCUGAUUCAUCUUUAGCAAAGCUGUCGUUUGAGUGAUACCAGCGGGACAGUAAGUGGCUCAUCCAGGAGUCCCGGUCCAAGUCUCUGCCGCCCGGGUGUUGGAUAGAAACCAGUGGAACUUUAUCGCCUCUCUGGAAGAAGAGAAAGAGCAGGGCGCGUCCGAAAGUCCUCGCCGCCGCUAUCUCCAUGUGCUUCAUUUAUAGCGCGGGAGCAAAGUUCCCGUCAAAGUUCCUCCCUCCUCCUCCUCCUCCUCCUCCUCCUCCUCCUGUCGUUGUCGGGCACACGAGAACAAAGCGGUGUUUGUGUAUCAGGUGUUUCUCUGGAGUUGUUGUGAUAUGACAGAUUGUGCGCUCGUAAUAGAACAAGAGAGAUGUUCGCUGAGCGGCUGUCGCACAAAAAAAGGUGGCUGACGGACGCCGGCGUGCACGAGCUGGGAGGUCUGUGUCGGUGUGUGUGUGUGUGUGUGUGGACCAUGUUUGGAGAAGUCUUAGACGUUGCGAGCAGGUCAGCCAAAGGUUUUUGCCGCAGGAAUUUCAAACGUCAGUGUUCAGCGUCGCUCUGGCACUUUUAUUGCGUCUCAUUUUCAUCGUGUGCAAACACUUUCCACGCCUUUCUCACCAUUUUUCUUUUUUAUACGAUCAUAACGUUCCCAUUUUCCCAGUGCAUUCAAAUCCAUAUAUGCCCACACGGGGAGGGGGGCGG
Messenger RNA from Solea senegalensis (Senegalese sole), 5645 nucleotides. RefSeq names its product cholinergic receptor, muscarinic 2a (gene chrm2a). Gene Ontology annotation, molecular function: G protein-coupled acetylcholine receptor activity. The record is from RefSeq and is a predicted model, not a curated record. The transcript has 3 exons. Gene Ontology annotation, cellular component: plasma membrane. Lineage: Eukaryota; Metazoa; Chordata; Actinopteri; Pleuronectiformes; Soleidae. Gene Ontology annotation, biological process: regulation of heart contraction; adenylate cyclase-activating adrenergic receptor signaling pathway. Bases 274 to 1779 code for a protein of 501 amino acids.